Messenger RNA from Aspergillus affinis, 870 nucleotides. RefSeq lists its product as uncharacterized. The record is from RefSeq and is a predicted model, not a curated record. The transcript has 4 exons. NCBI's taxonomy places the organism in Eukaryota, Fungi, Ascomycota, Eurotiomycetes, Eurotiales, Aspergillaceae. Bases 1 to 870 code for a protein of 289 amino acids.
AUGAUCGACAGUGCCCUACCCCCGCUACUUCCAAUCCCUUUCAAUGUUAGAGACGAACCUACGCAUACUACAGUUGAACAUGAUGAAAUCGGGACCAUGAAUGGAAGCUCUCACAACGACCACCAAAGCCAGGAACCGUCCAUCACUAGCUACCAAACACACGUCAACCAUAGCGCCUGGCGGCUAUACCGACCAACAGUCGGAACGGACGCAGUUCGAAACCUCUCAACUUCAUCGCACCGACAGAUCCGGUGCGACCACCCAGACAUUACCGCCAUCAAAAUCUGGACAGCCGAUACUCAGAUUCUUAUUUUUUCGGUUUAUCUGGCAGUCGUCCCGCUAUUCACGCCAAACGAGGCGAUCAAAGAUCAACAAGCGUCAUCCUUUCAGGAGAUUCCAACCGCCACCUCCCAAGGUGGCAAUGUCAAGUUUCACUAUCAGCGAUCUGUACUGGACGCUGGAGAAAUCAACAUUCAAUAUGUUCCGACCAAGCAGCAAGCUGCAGAUGGACUUACUAAACCUUUGGGACCCAAGGAAUCCGCAAGCUUCCACGACCGGCUCACUGCACCACACUUUCAACUCACGGAGAACCGGAAAGUCUGCGGCCAUUUGAAGAAUUUGACGAAGGAUUUCCUUGUCGAGAUGACUCCCAAUGCUGCUAUUGUCAGACGGCCCCUUGAGGACCGCACAGUUUUGAUUCAGUCGUGGAUUCCUAUCCAUGGCGAAGAAACCCAGGCCUUGAAGUAUACUGAUGCCCAACCCAACGGAGCACUCACUGCCUUUGUAGCACCUCACCUCAGCAGUCUGCCUUUCGGGCAACCACCAGAGACGCAAAUCGAGCACAGUACGGGCAUCAACCGCGGUCCUUGA